This is a messenger RNA of Alternaria triticimaculans, 1944 nucleotides long. RefSeq lists its product as uncharacterized. Gene Ontology annotation, biological process: DNA-templated transcription. The record is from RefSeq and is a predicted model, not a curated record. NCBI's taxonomy places the organism in Eukaryota, Fungi, Ascomycota, Dothideomycetes, Pleosporales, Pleosporaceae. Gene Ontology annotation, molecular function: zinc ion binding; DNA binding. The transcript is spliced from 3 exons. Bases 1 to 1944 code for a protein of 647 amino acids. Gene Ontology annotation, cellular component: nucleus.
AUGAUACCGCCACACACUCCCCGGGAUUCUCGAGAGCCUUCAAGGAUACUCGGCUCACUGUCGAAUAGCGAGCCUGCUGUAGCGGGGUGUCCGCCGGGCCUACUAUGGUUGUUUUCCCAGCAGCUGCCACCCAGAAUCAAACUUCAUGCGUUGUUAGAUGCUUACUUCAACAACGUCCACCCCAUCCGCGUAUUUGCGUUCGAGCACAAGCCAUCGUUCAUUCGAAUGCUAGACGAAGGACAGCUCGUGGAUGCCUCCGAUCAAGCCCUCUUGCACAUAAUGUGUGCAUUGGGUGCUCGAUUUUACGCUCUCGACUACAGUGAGUCGUUCUCGCCCUUGACGAAAGAUCUGAUCCAGUCAGCCGGAAGCCAGUGGGCUAAAGUCGCGGAAGAGAUGUUCUUCGCUGAUUACAGCACCAUCUCAAUUACCAAACUCAAGGUCUUGGUCUUGCUUCACGACCAGGAAGCUCGCAAUGGCAACUAUGCUGGGUCUUUUCUUCUUACCGGCCUUGUCAUACGUAUGGCGCAUGCUUUACAGCUCAACAAUGAAGUGUCACCAGAUGUGCUUUGUAAGGAAUUAGGAGGAAGUCCAAACGAGGUUUCUGUGCGAGAGUCGCGUAGAAGACUCAUGUGGGCGUGCUAUAUGAUUGAUGUCUGGGCUGGUAGUGGCGUCGACCACCUCACUAUACUCAAUGAAAGAGACCUCAAGAUUCAGCUUCCGUGCAACGAGCGUCAGUUCUCACUACAGAUCCCGUGUAUUACGGAGCGGCUCGAGAGGGGCACACUACUGGAACUCAUGUCUCCAGAGGACAUUCCAGAGAAGCCGGCGGAUAACUUGGGCAUGGCUGCGUACUAUGUGCGCAUUGUCAGUAUCUGGCGACGUGUUCUUCGCUUUGUGAAACACAUGGACGAAGAACAACCGCCGUGGCUUCCAGAGUCAGGAUUCGCCGUCCUCAUUGAGGACAUACAGUCGUGGAAACAAAGCCUGCCAUCCUGGCUAGACUUCUCCGCGGACAACAUCUACAUUCGGCGCGAGACACAUCAGCUAGGUGCCCUCCUCCUCAUCCACUGCAUGUACCAUCACGUUAUGUGCGACGUCCACAGGAUCGCUCUCCCUGACCUGUUCAAAAACCAAGAGCCGUUCGUCUUCCCUACUGAUCGACAGGCGUUCGUAAGUCAUCUGCAAGAUGUCUGCUUUGAGCAUGCGCAGCGUAUGUCGGUCCUAGUCUCACACAUACUCCAACACGGGGUCAAACACUUUGCGGACUCCAUACUGCCGUCAUUCGUUUACAACAGUAGUCGCAUCAUGCUCUACUAUAUCGCUCGGAUUCUGGACGUAUCAAAGCCCGACGCAGGAACUGUAAUUGGUCGUACAGUCGAGUUAGUGCAGUACAACAACCAGGCGUUACGGGAGAUGGCGUUCAUGUACCCGCUUGCUGAAUCGUUAUGUAUCACCUCCGAGCGCUGGCUGGAGACUGUACGCGACAGUCUGGCUCGUGGUCACUCUGCUGACUACAUUGCGCCUCAGGAUCCAUCAGAGAAUGAAGCGCGGCGCAUUGUCGGCGCGCCUGCACCGAUGGCUGGCACUCCUAGACAGCGAAAUGCGGCCAUCUCAGUUAUUCCUCCUGUCGAGGAGAUACUGUCAGCAACUUCACCCUCGACUCUUCGCACGGCUACUACUCGCUAUCCUUUCUCAGCGCCUACCACUGGUCACGGUUCUUCUACUGUAACAUCAGGCCAGGCCAUGACGACACCAUCUGAGAAUGCAGUAGGGACCAUGUACUCCUCCCCCAGCGCGCCAACUGCUUUCGAGCAGCCCAUGUUCAACCUGGACGACCUCCAGAAUUUCUUCGGAUGGGAAGCAAGUGAUGAUGAGAACGCGCAGUCCACUGGCUUCGAGGGCUUUGGUCCGCUAGGCUGGGCAAAUAAUUUCUCCAUCAUGUAA